AUGGAGAACAUGGGUUCAUACCACCACCAAUCCCCAUGGUCUGGUUGGACUUACCAAACCCAUGCCAGCCAGUACCCUAGAUACUCUCAGCAGCUACCUAGUUAUGCCGCUUAUCUCCCCGAAUCGAUGGAGCUCUACAAUGCUCACCAGGGUCAUCUCCUACACCAUCACCAAAUGUCUAGAACAACUGAGACAAAGCCUAGACUUUCUAAAGAGGAGGUCGAGGUGCUUGAGGCCGAGUUUCUAAAGAACCACAAGCCCAACAGCACAGUCAAGAAAGCAUUGGCCGAGUCGAUGAGAGUUGACAACGCUCGCAUCAACAAUUGGUUCCAAAAUCGACGAGCGCGGGAGAAGAAGGAGAAAAACAUUCGGGAGUACGCGGCCAAACAAAGACUGGACAAGGACACAGCUAUUAAUGAAGCUGGUGUUCACUCAGACGACGAUCGCCUCUCUGAUCGUGUUGUUUCCAGUGCUCCAUUUCCAGCCCCUCGUCAUGUUGGAGCCCGGACGACAAGCAUAUCGAGCCCAGAGCAGGAGAGCGAGAAUGACAACAGUCAAUCUGAUUUUGGAGUCGGGUCGUCUCCAGACCUAUCUUCCCAACCAACGCCUGAGCCUCUCUCUGCAUCGAUCAGUGCAUCUCUGGCCUGCUACAGCCAGUACCCCCAACUCAUCGUGCCAGACGAUGAGGAUGAUGCCACUCCUUCUCUGCCUCAGCAGUGCUUCCCACAGCCAUCCACAUCACCUAUCCAAGAGCAAUAUAUGUACUCCAGAAACAGUCUUGCUGUCAAACAGUCCAACCAGCCCUCGACGUUGAAGCCUUCUCCUUCAAUGGAUAUUGCCUCUCGUCGAAACAAGCGCCCCCCUCAACUCGCAAUCAACGCCCCUCGCAGUUUUUCGGCAAGCGGACCCAGAACUGGGAUCGAUGUUGGGAGAAGAGCUGAGGUGGGACAUUCGAUGCGCCGUGUUGCCUCCGCAACUGGAGUUGGACGCAUCGGUAAGCCUAUGACUGGUCCUCGAAGCCCUUACUUUGAAAGAAACCCAGACGUUUUAUUGCAGCUGAAUCGUUCCCCCAACUUCCAAAAGUCGACUACCAUUGCACCACCUACUCCUAACACUCCUGCUGUUGGAAAUCACCAGGGCCUAUGUGAGGCUACCCCGGCCAGCACCGUGGGAUACGAAGAGAAAUACCCGAUGGAUCUUGCAAUCCAUGACCCAACACUCCGAACCCCACCUACCACUCCUGGAGUCAUGGACCACUUGUACAACAAUGAUUCUAACUAUCAAGUUGCCAUCGCCGAUGAGCCUUUGGUGACACCAGGACUGGCAGCCUUUUCUCAUGACUUCGAGGUGCCCGGCUCAUCAAGCCAAGUACCUAACUACCUCUCUCACGGAUGCGCUAGCCAGCCUCAGACUCCAUCAUACACUGCUCCAAUGGGUCCUACCUAUUUUGGCUUUGCUGGUGGAAACGCCGAGUACAACUGGUCUGAUGAUGCUUCGCUAUCAGCGCACUCAUCCCCUGGACAGAACCAGCAAAACGUCAACUUCAUGAACAUGACCCCCUCGAGCUUCACAUACUCAGACAAAUAA
Molecule: messenger RNA, 1587 nt
Organism: Fusarium venenatum
Lineage: Eukaryota; Fungi; Ascomycota; Sordariomycetes; Hypocreales; Nectriaceae
Biological process (GO): regulation of transcription by RNA polymerase II
Cellular component (GO): nucleus; RSC-type complex
Molecular function (GO): DNA binding; DNA-binding transcription factor activity, RNA polymerase II-specific
Source: RefSeq, a predicted model, not a curated record